UCCGAGCUUUUUAAAAGGCAGUCAGCGAGGAGACGCGCAGGAGCGAGACGGACGUGACCGUGACGUUGACGCGGUGAAACCACGUUUGCGCGGUUAUUACGCACACCCCUCACACAGAGACACGCGCUCGCGGAGGCUCGUUUGUGGAUGGUCUGCUGCGAGAACGGGAGGGGGAGGCUGCGUUGCUCUUUCGAGAGAUUUACGCACGACGCGCGCAACUUUGCGCACGGAUAUUUUAGCCACGCUGGACUUUAUUCAAGAGGACGCUAGCGCCUUUUGACUGCAGCUUCAAAUAGUAAGCGCUGGUUUGGGUGGCGUUUAGCGUGGAAUGUGUGCGUAAUUGACGCACUUGGGCCAGUUUGGAUUUUGGGGGACUCGCUUCUUUUUCGCUCCCCAUCAUCCUCAUCCGUGGAAACAGAAGCCUCCGCGCACCUGCCCCACCAUGGCCGGACUCACACGUCUAGCCUGAGUGUGAGUCAGUAAUAUCACCGUGAGGCUCUGACAGGUGGCAACAUAUUCGGGAUCCUUCACACCAAAGCAGAAAAGGGGGAGGGAAACGCGCGGCUCGGCGGUGAGAGUGGACGCCGAGGUGCUAAAUGCCCAGCCGGUCGCUGGCGGCUCCUCUGGCUGGGCGGCAACAUGAGGUCGUGGCUCCCGCUGCUGCUUCUGACCGCGCUCUCGGCGGCGCGCUUGAGGCUCGGCAGCGCUGAGGGCGAUCCGCUCCCUGCGUCGCUGGUCGACCUGGUGAGGAACUCACCCGUCUCCUCCGUGGACGACCUGAAGCUACUGCUGCAGCGCGAGGCGGACGCAAUUGAAGACGAAGAUGAUGGCAGCAUUCUCUCAAACCAAACACACGGCCGACACAUCAGAAGCAUCGUGGAGGCUGAGGUUGCCCAGCAGGCAGUGUGCAGAGUUCGGACCGAGGUGAUGGAGGUGACCAGGUCCAUGUUGGACCGUCGCAACACUCACUUCAUGCUGUGGCCGCCCUGUGUGGAAGUGCAGCGAUGUUCGGGCUGCUGCAACACGGAGCCGAUGCAGUGCGUACCGACUGUCACCUCCAGCAGAUACCUGCAGGUAAUAAAGAUCCAGUACAUCAACAAGAAGGCCCACUAUGACAAAGCCAUCAUCUCGGUUGAGGACCACCUGGCAUGCAGAUGUCAGACUUCCUCACCCAACUCGCCACCGCUUACCCUGCCGUCCCACUCUCAAGCACCCCUCCCACGGACGGCGCACCCCGCACCACCCAAGACCCAAGGCUCCAAGGCCGACCUCCACCGCAACGAUGACCUGAAGCGCAACCAGCGGCUCUACAACAGCGAGGAGCAGGAGGCGAGGCAGUGGCCGCAGGGGGGAUACACGCAACUGGUGCACUGGACGCAGCCCAGGGUGCCGCAGCCGGUCAACAGCUGGCCGUCGGACGCAGGGGCGGGACAGGUCAGAACGGGAAACCCACCGCAGGUUGGGCAGGGGAGCGGACACGAGGGCAGUCGCGAGGAAGGCGGCGAAUUGCAUCGUCAGCAGUUCCCAUCCCAGAGCGACAAGCACAGAGAUUCUGACGAUCGGAAUCUUAGGACGCAAUAUAGACUCAAUGCCCCCCAGUCGGACGGUGUUUCCCACCCGGACCCGACUCCGUCGCCCCAAUCAGAACAAAGCCCUACGACCGAUUUGCGCGCUUCCAGCAACCGUAAAGACUUGGUGACGGGCCAGCCUAACAUGGAGGCGACGCCGACACACCCGAGGAUGCAAGCGAAAGGACCAACAGGGGGCGGGAGACGGGACAAUGACUUGGCCAGUCAGGGAGAGGCUAAAGACUUGACACUGGCCAAUGGUGGAGGUCAGCUCACAGAUGAGGAGAGGAGGCAGAAGGUUCUGGAGGUCGUUCUGGGGGAACUAGACCAGCCCAAUCUUCAUCCUCAGCAAAGACCAAAACCAGCGCUUGCUACGGCUGCCCUGCCCUCCAGCCGCCAGACACCUUUCAGGCCGGCGUCCCCCCGCCGCAGGAGGAAACGGCGCAAGCGCAUCAGCAAGGCGGCCAUGAGAGACAUGAUCAUGUAGUGCCGAUGUGCAGGGAUUUCUUGAAGCAAACCAGAGGCUCUGGGGACCGGAAAAAAAACAAAAAACAAAAAAAACAGCUUCAAAAGGUUGCGUGGACACACUGGACAACACAUUGGACAAUGAGGACAGAUGCAGGUGCACAUCGGUGGCCGGAAAAAAAAGAAAAAUAAAAGUGCAAUCUUAAGAACUCCUUGAUGGCGGACAAACUGCGUCACACUAAACACUGGACGGACUCGGAUGUCCUCACACCUCCCGAGUGCUUCAUUGGGCAGGGAAGGCUGCUCCCUGCUUUUUUUUUUUUUUU
Messenger RNA from Hippocampus comes (tiger tail seahorse), 2359 nucleotides. RefSeq names its product platelet-derived growth factor beta polypeptide a (gene pdgfba). Gene Ontology annotation, cellular component: membrane. Bases 640 to 2055 code for a protein of 471 amino acids. NCBI's taxonomy places the organism in Eukaryota, Metazoa, Chordata, Actinopteri, Syngnathiformes, Syngnathidae. Gene Ontology annotation, biological process: positive regulation of cell migration; positive regulation of protein autophosphorylation; positive regulation of ERK1 and ERK2 cascade. The record is from RefSeq and is a predicted model, not a curated record. Gene Ontology annotation, molecular function: platelet-derived growth factor receptor binding; growth factor activity. The transcript is spliced from 7 exons.